This is a messenger RNA of Talaromyces proteolyticus, 1887 nucleotides long. Its product is annotated as putative sugar transporter. NCBI's taxonomy places the organism in Eukaryota, Fungi, Ascomycota, Eurotiomycetes, Eurotiales, Trichocomaceae. Gene Ontology annotation, biological process: transmembrane transport. Gene Ontology annotation, molecular function: transmembrane transporter activity. The record is from RefSeq and is a predicted model, not a curated record. The coding region runs from base 1 to 1887 and encodes 628 amino acids. The transcript is spliced from 6 exons.
AUGCCUAUCUGGACCAACCCCUUUACGCGCAAUGACCGUGCGGAGUUUCUAGGCGUCGUUAUUCCUCUCUCCCAGGCGACUCGUUUCAACCAGCUGAACAUCGACCACGCUCCUCCUUCAGACGAAAAGGACGCUGGCAUCGCCAUCCCGAAGGAUGACAACAAUAAACUGGACCGAAUCGGCUCUGAAGAAAAUGGCGCUGCCUCCAACCCCGAGUGCAGCCACCAGACAAUCGAAGCCAUUCGCGCCGAGGUGGAAAGUGAGAUUGCCGCCUCCGGUCACGACUCUAGCUAUGAUCUGUUUCCUGCCGCAUGCAACAUGCCCUUCGCGCCUGACGAUACAAUAUUUGCGCGCUUCGUAGUUCUGAUUUUUGAUUUACUGCUAUGUGCACUGAAAAAAACAGGUAAAGCCACAACUAUUAACUUAGCUAUCCAAGAUAUUGGAAUGGGCCGCUACCAGUGGCAGCUCUUCAUUUUGUGUGGAUUUGGCUGGUUUGCCGAUAAUCUUUGGCUACAGGGUAUUGCCUUGACCCUGAACCAGGUCUCCCAGGAGUUCGGCAUCUCUUCAACCCAUGUCCGUUUCACUACAGCGGCCCUAUUCAUUGGCUUGUGUAUCGGCGCAUCCUUCUGGGGUAUUGCUUCUGACAUCGUCGGACGACGACUUGCCUUCAACAUGACCUUGCUGAUCUGCGGUAUCUUCGGUAUCUGCAUUGGAGCUAGUCCUACUUGGAUUGGUGUUUGUGGUAUGGCUGCUAGUUUGGGCCUUGGUGUAGGAGGAAACCUCCCAGUUGAUGGCGCUCUCUUUUUGGAAUUCUUGCCUACCGCUUCUAACUACCUGCUUACUCUUCUGAGUAUCUGGUGGCCUAUGGGACAGUUGGUUGGGAGUUUGAUUGCCUGGGGCUUUCUCCCUAACUACAGCUGUGACACCACUUUGAAGGCCUGCUCCGCUGUCGCCGCCGGCGAACCCUGCUGCCGUCGUGAGGAUAACAUGGGCUGGCGCUACCUGUGCAUCACCAUGGGUGCGCUGACCAUCUUCAUGUGGGCGUGCCGAUUCUUCCUGUUCCAUCUCUACGAAUCCCCUAAAUUUCUACUCUCUCGCGGCCGUCAGGAGGAAGCCGUCCGCACUGUCCACGCCAUCGCAUUCAAGAACAAGGCCCACACCUGGCUCACGGUCGACAUCCUCAACGAGAUCGGCGGCCACCCGGACGAAGUCGGCAAACCGUCUCUCAGCGUCGUCGACAUCAUCAAGCGCGCUCUCUCCAAGUUCUCUGGCGAACGCAUCGGCCCGCUCUUCGCCUCUAAAAAGCUCGGCCUCACCACCGCCCUCCUAUGGUUCUGCUGGGCCACUAUCGGCAUGGGCUUCCCCCUCUUCAACGCCUUCUUGCCGCAAUACCUCGCCCACGCUGGCUCCUCCGGUGGCUCAACCUCCCCCAGCAUCACCUACCGCAACUACGCCAUCACCUCCAUAGUCGGCGUCCCGGGGUCCAUACUCGGCUGCUACACCGUGAACCUGAAAUACAUCGGCCGGAAGGGCACAAUGGCGAUCUCAACUCUGAUCACAGGUGUCAUUCUAUUCUGCUUCACUAUCUCCAGCGACCCCAACGCCCAGCUCACCUGCAGCUCCCUCGAAGCUUUCUUCCAGAACAUCAUGUACGGCGUCCUGUACGCCUACACGCCCGAAGUCUUCCCCGCGCCGAACCGCGGUACUGGUGCUGGUAUAUCCAGCUUCUUCAACCGUCUAUGCGGCGUCAUGGCGCCGAUCGUCGCUAUCUACGGCACAUCUUCUAACCCGAAUGCCCCCGUCUACGCUUCUGGUGGAUUAAUGUUGGCAGCUUUUGUGGCCAUGGUCCUACUCCCGAUUGAGACGCGCGGCAAACAAUGCCUAUAA